This is a messenger RNA of Linum trigynum, 1897 nucleotides long. The record is from the annotation of a GenBank genome assembly. NCBI's taxonomy places the organism in Eukaryota, Viridiplantae, Streptophyta, Magnoliopsida, Malpighiales, Linaceae.
AAAUGCACUGUCGAACAACACUAAACAGCAGUGUUUGUAAUUUCCACUAACAAUGCAAUUCCUCUUCCUUUUCCCGCUCCUCGCCGCCGCCGUCAUACUCGCUAAAUUCGCCUACUCCGUCCUCUGGCUCCCCUACGCGAUCCAGCGCCACUUCAAGGCCCAAGGCGUCGCCGGCCCAGGCUACCGUCCGAUCAACGGGAACAAUGCCGAGACCGGCCGCCUCUCCGCCCAAGCUCUGUCUAGGAAACCCGAGUCGGCAGCCGGCGGGAUCUUCGGCCACCGGGACGUGGUGGCCAGGGUGUCCCCGUUUUACCACGAGUGGGCCCGCACGUACGGGAAGACUUUUUUGUUCUGGUUCGGGAUCCGGCCCAGGUUGGUGAUAUCCAGGCCCGACGAUAUCAAACAGGUGAUGCUUAACACGAGCGGGUCGUUCGAGCAGGCCCGGUUCAACCCGCUGGGCAAAUUGCUGUUCUGGCAGGGCCUCGUGGGCCUCAGAGGAGAUACUUGGGCCCUCCAUCGACGGAUCAUAAGCCAGGCAUUCAACAUGGAGAGAGUUAAGGAAUGGGUGCCGGAGUUAGUGGCAUGUUCUGAUAAGAUGUUGGAGAAGUUCGAGGGAAUAAGAGGAGAAAGAGAAGAGUUUGAGAUCGACGCUCACAUGGAAAUGAACGAUGUAGCGGCGGAUGUAAUCUCGAAAACUACGCUCGGGAGAAGUUUCGAAGAAGGGAGGCGAAUCUUCGCACUCCAGGAUCAGCAAGCUCACCUUGUAGCUCAAGCCCUAACCAACAUCUACAUUCCCGGCUUCCAGUUCUUGCCCACAAAGAAGAACAGGGAGAGGGCGAGAUUGGAGAAGGAAACUCGAGAAUCCAUAAAGGCGUUGAUUCAUAGAAGAAAUGAAAGGGUUAGAGGGAGUUCCAGAAGUCUCAUUGAUUUGUUGAUGUCUCCUUACAAGAAUCAGGACGGAUUGGUGGAGGAACUCGGAGUGGAGGAAGUGAUAGACGAAUGCAAAACGUUCUACUUUGCAGGGAAAGAGACUACCGCUAAUCUCUUGUCUUUUGCUCUGCUCAUGUUAGCAAAUCAUCAGGAAUGGCAAGACAAGGCACGAGAGGAAGUGAUUCGUGUCCUUGGAAGAGACAAAUCUCCAGUUGCAGACAAUCUAAGCGAUCUUAAGAUUUUGAACUUGAUAAUCCAAGAAACUCUACGAAUGUACCCUCCAGCCGUGUUACUAUUGAGGGAGGCAACGAAGAAAGUUAAGAUGGGCCGCCUGGAAAUUCCUACUGGGACAGAGUUCCACGUGCCUCUAAUUGGGAUCCACUACGACUCAGAAAUCUGGGGAGAAGAUGCUCACGAGUUCAAUCCGUUGCGGUUCAACGAGCCUAGGAAGCAUUUGGCUCAUUACUUCCCAUUCGGGAUGGGCCCAAGAAUAUGCGUGGGUCAGACAUUGGCCAUCGUCGAGGCCAAGAUAGUGUUGGCCAUGAUCAUUAGAAACUACUCCUUCGUGUUGUCGUCGACUUAUGUUCAUGCGCCUUCCCACUUCAUUAGUUUGAUGCCUCAGUAUGGUGCUCAUAUGGUGUUUAGGAAGGCUUUUUAAUCCGUGUUGCAGAAGGAUAUGAAGAUGUGCGCCAAAAAAACAAACUUUGAAUUUGAGUAUGUAUCUUUUAGUCAAAACGUGUGGAUUUGGUUUAUUCAGUUUACUCGUUAAAGUUAUAUUUUGUGCCAUUUAAUUCAUAAAAAGUGUUAGUGUUAGUUUAGAGUUUGCAAUCGAGUCUUGUUCAUCAUGGUUGCUGGUUUUCAGAGUUGAGAGGUUAGUAGUUCGCAAUGUUUAUGUCGAGAUUGCUGGGCAUAUUGUGUGUAUUUUAUGUUAGAGUCUUUCAUUCAAUAAUAAAUUUGUUAAAUUGCA